Messenger RNA from Hibiscus syriacus, 966 nucleotides. RefSeq names its product pre-mRNA-splicing factor syf2-like. The record is from RefSeq and is a predicted model, not a curated record. The coding region runs from base 109 to 951 and encodes 280 amino acids. The transcript has 6 exons. NCBI's taxonomy places the organism in Eukaryota, Viridiplantae, Streptophyta, Magnoliopsida, Malvales, Malvaceae. Gene Ontology annotation, cellular component: Prp19 complex; post-mRNA release spliceosomal complex; catalytic step 2 spliceosome.
UUUACAAAAUUUCAAAAGCAUUGAUCCAAACAAAACCCUAGCCGAAGAGGAAAAAGUUAAAAGCGAUUUCAGGAAUUUCUUAAUCAGAUAAAAUCUAGAGAAAAUAAAAUGGAUGAGCGAGGAGUGCACCCAGAUUGUAUCAAUGCAUCGAAUCCAUUUCAUGAAUGUGUUGAAUAUUGCUUUCGGAAGAUUGCUGAAGCCAAGGCGAGAAAGGAUAAAUCAGAGACAGAACCAGAAGAGAACCCUGAUGAUGAUGGUGAUGACGCUGUCGAGGAGAACUUUGAUGUAGACAUUACAAAUCUUAUAGGCAGACAGAAAAAACUAUUCGAGUUGAGGCUAAAGACGAAUGAGGCAAGAAAAGCUAAUCAAACUGCAAUGGUGGCUGAAAAGAAAAGAAUGGAAGCUCCUCCGGAAUCUAGAGGAAUUUCUAAACAAAAAUGGCUGGACGAAAGGAAGAAAAAGAUAGGAAAACUUCUAGAUGCUAAUGGUUUGGAUUUGCAAAAGGCAUAUAUGCUAGAUACCCAAGAAGCAGCUGAGGCAAAAUAUAAGAAAUGGGAAAAGGAUCCUGCCCCAUUUGGUUGGGAUGUCUUCAAUCAGAAGACGUUGUAUAACGCAUACAAAAAGCGGACAAAGAACAUUGAUAUUGACCUGGAAGAAUAUAACAAAAUGAAAGAAACAGAUCCAGAGUUCUAUCGUGAAGCUUCAAGCCUCCAAUAUGGAAAGGCACCUAAGCUUUCAGAAGAUAAGAUUGACAAGGUGGUGAAGGAACUGAAGGACGGGGACGAUAAGCGCAAGUCAUUUAGCCGGAGGAGGAAGCUUCAUGAAGAGAAGGAUAUUGAUUCAAUCAAUGAUCGCAAUGAGCAUUUCAACAAGAAGAUUGAACGAGCGUUUGGAAAAUACACACUGGAAAUAAAAAAUAAUCUCGAACGAGGAACUGCAUUGCCUGAUUAAGGUAUAUUGUUCGUU